Coprinopsis cinerea okayama7#130 is the source of this 870-nucleotide messenger RNA. RefSeq names its product cytochrome c oxidase assembly protein COX11. The transcript is spliced from 4 exons. Gene Ontology annotation, molecular function: copper ion binding. The record is from RefSeq and is a predicted model, not a curated record. The coding region runs from base 1 to 870 and encodes 289 amino acids. Gene Ontology annotation, cellular component: mitochondrial inner membrane. Lineage: Eukaryota; Fungi; Basidiomycota; Agaricomycetes; Agaricales; Psathyrellaceae.
AUGUCGUUCCUUAGAGGUAUUGGCAUCCAGUCAGCGAGGCAGUUUGCCUUUGCUAGUCGCCAAACCUACUACCAACAAGCAUGGCGGAUGUCGUGCAGAAGACACGCGUCAACGACACCAACGCCGGCACCCAGACCAACGACCACGACGAGCACACCUCCGCCUCUAACUGGAAAUGCACCUCCAAGGCCAAAGUUUAAGACGAGGGAGCAGGUUUAUCGUGAACGGAAUCAAGCUUUGUUCAUGUACACCUCCGCUGUUAUCCUAUUCGCGGUCGGUGCAAGUUACGCCGCCGUUCCCCUCUACCGAAUGUUCUGUGCAGCAACCGGUUUCGCAGGAACACCCAAAGUUGGUACAGGACGCUUCGAGCCGGAACGCCUCGUCCCCGUCGAAAACGCAAGAAGGAUUAAAGUCCAUUUCAACGCUGACAAGUCCGAGCAACUCCCUUGGAAGUUUACACCUCAGCAAAAGUUUGUGAAUGUGUUGCCGGGAGAGUCAAGUUUGGCGUUCUAUACCGCGAAGAACGAUUCGGAGCAGGAUAUCAUUGGUAUCGCAACGUACAAUGUUACACCAGACAGGGUGGCUCCGUAUUUCUCCAAAGUCGAGUGUUUCUGCUUUGAAGAGCAGAAACUACUAGCAGGCGAAGAAAUUGAUAUGCCCCUGCUAUUCUUCAUCGACAAAGAUAUCCUCGAAGAUCCUGCUUGUCGAAAUGUACAGGACGUUGUCUUGUCCUACACCUUCUUCCGGGCUCGUCGCAACAAGUUUGGUCAUCUAGAACCGGAUGCUACUGACGACGCUGUCCAGAGCUCUCUGGGCUUCGACAAAUUCGAGCAUGGCUCGAGCUCAUCGUCAUCGGAAAAGUCUUCGUAA